This is a messenger RNA of Centruroides sculpturatus (bark scorpion), 1382 nucleotides long. Its product is annotated as adenosine deaminase-like protein A. Gene Ontology annotation, biological process: inosine biosynthetic process; adenosine catabolic process. The coding region runs from base 57 to 1013 and encodes 318 amino acids. The record is from RefSeq and is a predicted model, not a curated record. The transcript has 7 exons. Gene Ontology annotation, molecular function: adenosine deaminase activity. Lineage: Eukaryota; Metazoa; Arthropoda; Arachnida; Scorpiones; Buthidae.
AAGACACCAGAGGGCACCACUCAAAUUAAAGAUAGAAAAUAAUAAUAAUAAUUACAAUGGAACAAUUUUGUAACAUUAUUCCUAAAGUGGAACUACAUGCUCAUUUGAAUGGUUCUCUAAGUUCUGAAACACUACUAAAGUUGAUGAAGAUGAAAAAUUUAACACAAUCUGAUCAGUUGAUUAAUCCAUCAUUGUUAACAUAUUCUGGAGGAAAAAAGACAAUGACUGAAUGUUUUAAGUUAUUUUCAUUGAUUCAUCAAAUUACUGAUUCCCCAGAAGCAAUAUAUAGAGCUGCUUAUGAUGUGAUCCAAGAUUUCAGUAAAGAUAAUGUAAGAUAUCUUGAAUUGAGAAGCACUCCACGUAAUAUUGAAGGAAAAAUGACAAAAGAACAAUAUAUAGAAUCUGUUUUAACUGCCAUAAAAGAUAAUGCUGAGAAGAAUCCCAAUAUUUCAGUUAAAGUGCUGUUAUCAAUUGAUAGAAGAAAUUCAUUAUCUGAAGCAUAUGAAACAGCAAAAUUAGCAGAAAAGUACAUGCAUUUGACAGAUAAUGAUGUAGUGGGAGUUGAUUUAAGUGGUGAUCCUCAGAUUCCUGGAAAAAAUAAGGAAACAGAAAUACUUUUGUCACUACCUCCAGAUAGAAUUGGCCAUGGAACAUUUUUACAUGAUUCUGAAAAUGCAAAAUCAAGAACAGAAAGUUUAAAAAUACCUAUAGAGAUGUGUUUAACCUCCAACCUUAUAUCUGGAACAGUGAAAUCAUAUGAAGAUCAUCAUUUUAAAUUAUGGUUUGAAAAAAAUCACCCCUGCAUAAUUUGUACUGAUGAUAAAGGAAUAUUUGGGACUUCUUUAUCACGUGAAUAUUACAUAACUGCAGAAAAGUUUUUGCUUUCUGAAGAUGAUGUAUGGAAUUUAUCAUACCAUAGCAUUGACUACAUUUUUGCAGACUUUGAUAUGAAAGAAACAUUAAAAAAUUCAUGGAUUAAAGAGAAAGAUAAAGUAUUUAAAGCAAUUAAAUAAUAAUAUGUAUAUGUAUAUAUGUAAUAACAAUUUUAAUUUGUACAAAUAAACUAAUUUUUUUAAGUUUAGUUACAACUUACAGUAGUUUUUGCACAAAUGUUCUUUUGUCUUGUCUUCUCUCUUUUCAUUCCUUUUCUUUUUCUUGUCUUUUGUCACGUGUUCAACUUCAUGCUCCUUUUGCACAGCAAAGUUUUGGGUAAUAAUGGGAUUCUUAUUUCCUAAACACCUUACAUUCCCCCACCUUAUAGAGCCAUUAAGAAGGUAAUAUUUUCUCAAUACAUGAAUAAACAUUCGUAGUUUUAACUUUUGAGGAUCUACUAAUUUCUUAGAUACUUCGAGUAAUUUUCGUUUUAUUUUAUAAGGUCCAAU